AUGGUGAAGAUGAAGGAUUUAGAGACCAUCAAAGAGUACUCUAACAAAUUACUCAUAAUUGUCAACAAGGUAAGAUUGCUUGGUACUGAAUUUCUUGAUUCCAAAUUGGUUCAAAAGGUGUUGGUAACUGUUCCUAAAAGGUUUGAGGCUACCAUUUCCUUGUUAGAGAACACUAAAGACUUGUCAAAAGUCAGUCUUACUGAAAUCUUGAGUGCCUUUCAGGCACAAGAACAAAGAAGAUUGAUGAGGAAUGAAGGUUUUGUAGAAGGAGCAUUGCCAGCAAAAGUGCAGUCAAGCCAAAGUGAAAAAUGGAAGAAGAACUGGAAAAGCAAGAAGGAAAGUACAGAUUCAAAUUCUCCAAGCACAAGUAGAAGUUAUAAACUAGACUUUCCUCCUUGUAAGUAA
Molecule: messenger RNA, 405 nt
Organism: Impatiens glandulifera
Lineage: Eukaryota; Viridiplantae; Streptophyta; Magnoliopsida; Ericales; Balsaminaceae
Exons: 1
Coding region: 1-405 (134 amino acids)
Source: RefSeq, a predicted model, not a curated record